UCCGGGGCAGCGAGUCCUUCCUGUGGGCGAGGUGGGGCGGCACAUCCCGGGCCCCGCCGAGCAGCCCCGGGCCCCGCCGAGCAGCCCCGGGCCCCGCCGCAGCAUGUGAGCCCGGCGGGGCGGGGAUGCUCUGGCUGCUCUGCGGCCCCUCCCGCGCCAUGGAGAGCCAGGCGCUGGUCAUCCGCAUCAAGAUCCCCGACGGCGGGGCUGUCGACUGGACCGUUCACUCGGCUCCUCAGCUGCUCUUCAGGGACGUGCUGGAUGUCAUCGGUCAAGUUUUGCCGGAUGCAACAACAACAGCAUUUGAGUAUGAAGAUGAGGAUGGUGACCGAAUUACUGUUAGAAGCGAUGAAGAAAUGAAAGCCAUGCUAUCCUAUUAUUACUCCACUGUAAUGGAACAGCAAGUAAAUGGACAGUUAAUAGAGCCUCUACAGAUAUAUCCAAGAGCCUGCAAACCUCCUGGGAAACGGAACAUACAUGGCCUGAAGGUAAAUACGCGAGCAGGGUCUGCUAAUAAUAGCAGUUCGGCGGUCUCGGAUUCCCUUCCAAGCAAUAGCUUGAAAAAGUCUUCUGCUGAGCUGAAGAAAAUACUCGCAAAUGGCCAGAUGAAUGAACAAGACAUACGGUAUCGAGACAUCCUCGGUCAUGGCAAUGGAGGCACAGUCUACAAGGCCUAUCAUGUCCCUAGUGGAAAAAUACUAGCAGUAAAGGUCAUACCCUUAGAUAUAACACUGGAACUCCAGAAGCAGAUAAUGUCGGAGUUAGAAAUUCUUUAUAAGUGCGACUCAUCAUAUAUCAUAGGAUUUUAUGGAGCGUUUUUUGUAGAAAACAGAAUUUCGUUGUGUACAGAGUUCAUGGAUGGGGGUUCUUUGGAUGUUUAUAGAAAAAUUCCAGAACAUGUACUUGGAAGAAUAGCAGUAGCUGUUGUGAAAGGCCUCACCUAUUUAUGGAGUCUGAAGAUUUUACACAGAGAUGUGAAGCCGUCAAACAUGCUGGUGAACACGCGAGGCCAGGUGAAGCUGUGCGACUUUGGGGUCAGCACGCAGCUGGUGAAUUCUAUAGCCAAGACGUAUGUUGGAACAAAUGCUUAUAUGGCGCCUGAGCGGAUUUCGGGAGAACAGUACGGAAUUCAUUCGGAUGUUUGGAGUCUGGGCAUUUCCUUCAUGGAGCUUGCUCUUGGGAGGUUUCCAUAUCCUCAGAUUUCCUUUCCCUGGAGACAAGGAAAAUUAUGAUGAUGUUAAUGACUGUUUUGUUGCAAGAUGAAAAAAUAAUCCACUAUGUACAACAGUGCUUUUGAAGCAGGAAGGUGUAUCAACUCCUUCUUUACAUUUUCAUUUUUAAUUCCGAUUUUGAAUAAUUGUACAAUGGUCUAAAAUCUUCUCAAAUCAAAAAUCCGAUGUGAAUGGAACACUUAAGAGAGCUCUGGAUUCCCCCUUUUAAGGGGACCUAAUGUUAGUAUUUUACUUAACAGUGGCAUUUUGUAACUUCUCACCAACCUGACUCAGUGGCAGCGGUCGGGCCAAUGCUGAGCACUGCAUUACCACAUCAUAUUUUACUUGCUCUAUAAGCUGGAAAAAAACAUGAAGCUCUGAACAAAACAACUAAUCCAGAAAUAGGUUUGACGGUUCCUUUAAAUUCAUAUUCCAAGAUGGAUGUUAGAAUUCAUAGUAACAAACUAUUCUGUAGUUCCUCAAAUUAUUCUUUCCUGGGAGAGGGGAGAGAGUGGAGUGUCCGGGGACUAAAAUGAAUUAUUUGAAUGUGGUUUUUAUGUUUUCAUAUGUUUUAUGAACAGUGUUUUCUGCAUCUUGGUCUAUACAGAUCAGAGUGCCUGGAGGCAUGUCUGAUUUAAAGGUGGUGUUGGUCUGUGCUCUUUAAGCAUCUAUUAACUUGCUAUUAUUAUGCAAAUAACUGUUGUAAUACACAUACUAAUUUAUGCAUGGUUAGAUUAUGCAGAUGCCUCACAAACAUGGUUAUUGAAUAAUAGGCUGGGACUCAUUCUCUCUCCCAUUUUUAUAAGCUGUUUUAAGCAAAUUCUCCUGACACUUUUAUGGACUUACAAAGAUUUUGCAGAUGUAGAAAGAUACUGAUUUUUUUUUCAGUUUUUCACCUCCUAUGGAAAAUGUUGACUGACUGGAAGAGCUGUAGCUGGUUUGCAGAAAAUACUUUGUGUAUUCUAUCCAUAUUUUAAAAUGUACCCUCUCCUUUGAAGAGAGGAUUGAAAAAGCAGCUCCUGUGCUGGAGUGUCCACACAUCGACGUGCUCACUUGUGCUCGUCAAGUCUCCUGAUGUUCAUUGUAGACGCUGCAUUAUAUUAAUAACACUUAAUCAAAGUGACGUGGGAUAUUUAAGAUAACCCUCUGCUCACAGAAGUGUCAAAGCUCGGGGAAAGAAGUUCGAUCACGCACAUUUUGUACGAUUCUAGACAAAAAUUUGUUUUCUGAAUGGGGAGCAAGACAUGAUCGCUAGCUUAAGAUCCUUUUUGCUAUGCUAAUUAAAAAACGGAUCGGGUUUGUAAAAGAAUAUUUGGCAAGUCAGUAGUCCAUGAAAUUGUGCGUAUUUUUUAAUGUAAAACAGUUGAGGAAGUGAAACUUUAAAAUGCAGCUAUUAAGCUUUUCGGGAAACUGCUUUUCAUAAGGAUUUUUAUGUGGAGAAUAUGUAUUUUAGACAUGUGCUUCUGUAGCUGGUCACAAGAAGCCUUAGAAACCCACUCUGAUUAGGGGGAUAAUUAGCAGGAGGUUUUUUUUAAUGGCUCGAUAUCUAUUUAUCUCCCUACGUAAGGGCCUGAUUCUGCGAUUGCUCACACAAGUAAAUCCUCCUCACUUCAGUGGGCUCGUUCAAAUGAAUGCAGCUAAUGAUGUGUUUGCAGAAUUUGUCCCUAAAUACCGUCAAGUUGCUUCUCUCUGAAAAUGCAAAAUAUGAAUACAAGUGUGAGAACACCUGAAAUUUUCAGCAAAUGAAUGUUCGUCUGCAGCUGUAGCUGGGAAGAAAAAAAGCCGUUUUUUUUCCUUUUUCUCUAGUUUUAAGACACAGACAAAUGGUGUGUGUAAAUUCAGUUUAAAUGAAUAAGAUUUAUCGGGGGAAGCGUUGCAGUGUGGAAACUCAGAACUCCUGCAAUAUGCCAGUAAGACUAAAAGGUGAUUUUUUUUUUCCUGGCCUUUAGUAGAAUAUUUUAAUGAUAGAACUUAGCACUUCUCAUUUUCCACAUCUUUUAUAAAUACUUAUUUUGCUAAAGCUUAUUCGUCACACUAACAGUAUUUAAGUUAUGUUCACAAUAAAGUGUUAUCUUGAAAGCACUUAGGCGUGCAAGCAACUGCUCAGAAGUAAAGUCACUUAUGGGUGUGUUUAGAGUUACUGUCAUUUCUUUUUGUUGUUGUGAUACGCAGCUGAUUUUCAUAAUCUAUAGCAAAGGUAAUGAUCUAAACAAGGAAAUAAUAAUUAGUAAUGAUCAGAACAGAGUUUUCCGCUCUAAAAACUUUGCACAGGAAACUCUAAUCCUUCCGAUGUAGUAAAUUUCUAGAACUGUUGAUGGUUUUUCAUUGUUUUGUUGUUCAUUUUCCUGGCGUGGGAUUGCGAUGUGCUAUUGCUUGCUGGGGUGUAAAACUCCUUUUGGAAGUGGAAGGGUCUGGUGUUUAUAGGAUUUUUGUCGAUACAAACGUAAGCACAUAUGGGUAUAUUCUCCUCCUGAUAUGUUUGCGUAAGUCUAUUAUAACUAAUAGAAAUGGUGCGUGUGCCCAAACACACAAAAUACCUUUUGUUGCUACUCCACAGUCUGUCCAGACACAUAGGGAAAAUAAAGUUUCAAAUUUAUAAAAGUUUAACCUUAAUUUGUAUUGUUUUGAUUUUACAUGUCUGUGCAGGAGGAAAAAAAAAAAAAAGUAAAAUAAAUAAAAGACCAUGGCACCUUCAUAGUAUUUUUAAUUACAUUUUAAGUUGGAACCCCAAAGAUGUGCAGUGGCUUCACAAACUGAGACAUACAGUUAAUCACGUAGAUUCAAAUUCAGUAUAUUGUAUCAAAGCACGGUGGGGCGAUGACUUGUUUAAUGAUAAUGCAAUUUAAGAGAAAUGAAAAGAAUUGCCCACUAAAUAUUCUCGGCUUGUAGUCAAAGUUUAUACAAAGCAGGAUGUUCAAAGGUCGCUGCGUCCAUUGGGGAAAUAUUCCAAAGAAACAGGCUGAGGGUUUAAUCAGCUGUAGGAGAGUGUGGAUGGCAGUGACUGUAUUUAAGAUACUUUUGUGUUUAGAUAAAUGUUUGCCUUCCUUUGGCUACAAUUCCAGGCCUCGCUUAAUAAAUUACAUUACAAUGACCUGAAGUUUUUUCAAAAAAAUAUCCACCAAAAAUAUCCCGUCCCCCAUUCUGCACCCUCCCAUCCCGCUGCUCCCCCCAAAUCUGAGCAAAUACUGCCCCUGGUAUUGUAAAGCUUUGAAUGUUUUCACACCCCAUUAAUUUAUUACUUCUCUUUCCUCAUCUUUAAAUUUUUUUUCUUUCUUUCUUUUUUUUUUAAAUUCAGACUCCCCGCUGCUACAGCGAUUUUCAUCUUGUUGUUAAUUUUCCCUGCUCCAUAUGGAGCUCCAGACAUUUCACCUGGAGGCUGUACUAGAUUUUGCUGUAGCGAUCGCACUUCCGGAGGCCAAAACUGUCAUUUCAGGUUCCUGGUGCAUCUGUCUCCGCCAGGCUUUUCACUGGCACCGCGCGAGUGUGAAUAACAAAUUGGAUGCACCUGAGAUUCGGAUGAUUAGUGUGUUUUGUAAAUCUGGGCGACUUGUAAGCAGAUCGCUGUAGGGAUGGGGAGGGCUAAAGAGCUUCCCUGGGUGGAUCUGUGCUCACACCUUGGAUUUGGGAUGGACGGGGCGGGGGGGUGGCAAAAAUAAGAAAUAACAUUAAAAAAAAGGCACGAGCAUCCCGGCAGCCUGAACGCAGAGAGCACCAAAUAUUUCAUCCUGCCUUGUCAUUGAUUAGAAAAGAGCCUUUAAUUUCAUUUCACCCCAUGUUGUGAUUAAUUUGCAUUCUUUGUCAGAAGUUAAUGGAGUUUUUUAUGGUUCACUCUGAAAUCCUUGAAGACAUCAGAGUUGAUCUGAUGUUUAUACAACCGCCAGCGGAAUUUUUUCAUUUGAUUGAUGGAGAGCUUGAUGUUAUUCCAAACGGCUUUUUAAGCUGUUUUUAAGAAUUAUUUGAAUAAAAUGCAAGCAAGAUAUUGUUAUAACGAUCAAGAUUAUCUGUUAAAAAUCUGUUUCAAAUAAAGAACAUGAUAAGUAGAAAAAAAAAGAUCAAGAAGACAGGAGAAAUGAUGAAUACAGAAGAUGAUAUUUGCUAAAAUAGAUAAUCUGAGGAUUCAAAUAACUUAUUUCAAAAUGUAGUCAAAGUAAGAGAGACCUUAAUUUAAGGGUCAUUUUUAAUAUAAAGAGUUUAUUUUUGUGACGUGAUAAAUAAUGGGAAGGAAUUAUUAAUAGUAAAGAAUUGAGUUAUAGUCAGAUUGUGCCCUUCUUUUUAUUCUCCCAGCUCUUUCACCUUCAUUUUCCCAGCAAUGCGAGUACAGGGCACUAGUGUCUCUAACUCGGAGAGACAAGACUGUCAGGCCUGUUAGUCCAACAAAAUGAUGACAUAUUACUCGUCGCAAGGAAGAUACGUUCUUAAAUCCCACUGCAAAGAAAACAUAAGUGGAUAAUAGGAAAUUUUAUAGCCCAAGAAAAUGUUCACUAUAGACUUGCCAUUGGUUUACUUUAGAAGAAAAUAUACGGGGGGGGGAAACAAAAUCCUCAGUGAAAGAAAUCUGCUUUUUUGCUCCUCCUGUAAGGGAAAGGUUUGUACUUUCACCAGACCCCGGCAGAUAAAAAGCAUCGGAGAGACGAUGCAGAAUGUGCCGCGUGUGCUGGGCCAGAUCCUCAGCUGGAGCAAAUCCCGGCUGCUGCGGGGCCGUGGGGACGCAGCAGGUUUACACCAGCUUCGGGGACGGCUCUUCUCUUCAGCAGCAAAAGAGUUUGCCGUUUUUUAUUAUUGUUAUUAUUUUAUUUCUGAUGCCAAAGCCGGGGUUUUCUGCAAGAUUUUAUUUUUAGCCUUUCAUCAGCAAAUUCUACCCUCGCUGUGAUUUCUGCAAGUAAGAUUUAAUUAUAGGUCAAAAAGCUACUGUGCAAGCGUUUCCAUUUAAAACAGAUUAAUUUAUUUGCUGUAUCGUAGUUUGCUGAAUAAUUGCAUGGUUUUAAAUGAAAUUGCAGCUUUCUGAUCCUUUUAUUAACAUGGUCUAAGAUUCUUUUUGUUAUAUGUAAUCCAUACUAUUGACCAAAUUUGGCCUGGUUUCAUUUAAAUGUAAGCAGGUUGUCAAGGAAAAAAAUAUUUACUUUAACUUGGCAUGUAAAGUAGCCAUUUUACUGUUGUUUUUACAAUUGACAGAAACAUCUUUUAAGCAUUCAUUUAUUUUGUGAAACUAAAUUGAGGGUUGGUUGCAGCACGUUUCCUAGUAAGAAAGAAAUGUUUUUUUCUUCCACAUACAUCAGUAUAUCUAACAAUAUAAAAGACAUUAAACACUGUUCAAAGGCUAAUGCUGAAAUAGUGAAUUGAAUUAUUGUAUAAUAUCUUAAAUAUUAUAGGUUUAUGCAAAUAUUGUUGCUUUUCUAAUAUAUUCCAGAAAUCACUGACAAUAUUCGAAGUCAUCUGCUAUUAUUUUAAACUCUUACCAAUUUCUUGACAUAGGUUUCACUGCAUAUGUAAUUCAUGAGAUAAUAUACUAUGGAUGUAUUUUGCUUUAUUAUUUUUUCUCCUUAGCCGGAAAUAAGUUUGAACUUAAAUUUGAUUUGUCUAUUAGAAACUUGCUGUAAAAUUUGAAUUUAGUUUUAGUUUUUCCAGAAGUGUUUCUUUUUUUUUGCAAAUGGAGAUAUUUUAGGGGGGAAAAAAAAGGAAUCUGGAGUAUAAAGACAUAUUGAUAUUUUUUAUUUUACUCUUUCCGUCCGAUUUUUCUUUUAAAUAUAAAAUGGAUGUUUGAAUAGUAUGGUCAAGCUUGGAAAUGUAAGUAGCUAGUAAAUUCUGAUUUUCUAAUAUGUUUUUAAUACGUUUUAAGAGCGGAUUAUCAGCUCAUGAUCUUGACAGACUGCUGUAGGUAUUUUUUGCUCUCUUGCCCUGGCAGUUACCGGCAGAGUGAGGGCCCGGGGGCUGGGCUGGGUUUGUCACCCCCAUUCCAGGACGUGUUCCCCUGUUCCCCUCUCUCGUAUAAAACCUCGGACCCGCUCACACCGACUUCGGCUUCAAACCUCUGAAAAGUUCCAUUUACUACGCUGGGAAAAUUAACUAUUACAGAUAAUCACCCAUGGGCGCACCUUUGCGGUCAGGUUGGUGUUUUCCAGUUGCCACCCUUCACAAUUUGUACUGAAUAAGAAAAUAUCUCGAUGCAAGGAGCCCUUUCGCUGUUCCUGCAGUUGUUGUCUUGCCUUCACAACAUGGGACUGGCGGUGCUGAGACCUUUUUGAUUGCUGAAGUUGAGCAAGAUCCUGAAAUAAAAUAUUUUUUACCAUGAGAGCUACUUACAAGGAGGGAAAAAAAAUCCAGGAUGAAAUACUGGAGUAUCUCUGAGACAUUUUUGCAGAUAUGUGAGGAUCUCCUGCGUGAGUUGAUCCUUCUGUGGAAUGGGAGAUGUUCCUGUAGCACUUGGAAGGAAACAUCCCUCCCAGUCACUCUUGCAGUUGAUGCUGUUGAAUGUCUUGCCUGAAGGAAAAUUUAAACCUGGAGAUCUUUAGGAAGAAAGCCAACAGUGGGUGGAUUGAUUUGUGAGGUUGGUUGUUUUGGGUGGCCAUUUGCAAACUGUCAGCAAAUAUUGGAUUUACUGAAAAUUUACAUCUUCUGUGCCCCGAGCAGGCUGUCUUGGCUGGAACGAGGAGGAGGAAUGAUUCCUCCCGAGUCCAUCCAGAGAUGGACGGGGACGAGGGUACAGCAGAUCCCGCUCCAUUUUGCCUGUUUCAGAACCAAAUUGCGGUUCUUGGCCUGUUUGAGGAGGGAGAGUACCUGCUCCUCAUGGGUUCGUGGGGUUGUGAGGCACUUGUGGAGAUGGACAUAGUGGUCCCAACUUUAGGUCUUGGCCAUGUCCAUGGCCUGUCGACACAGGGGUCUCCACCAGAGGCUGAGGGUUGUGUUUCCAACACGCCUUGUGAUGAUUGCUCAAUGUAGUGAGGAGCCCCAAAGGCCAGAGUAAGAGUGAAUGAUAUCGAGGUCAGACAAGUGUUUCCCUUCCACAGCAGCUGUUCUUCUGCCAGCCCUGUGGAACUGUGGGUUUAAUUCACUAGGGAGUGCUACACUGUCUAUGGUGGGCAGUUGAACAACGUGGGAGAGUCUGCUCAUUGCAUAGCUUCUUACCUUUCACCAUCCGAACACGCUCAGCACCUCCAUUUGGUUAGAAGACUCCACUCAUAUACCCAAAUUUUUUGCUGCUUUGGGUUGUUUCCUUUCAGGCAUCCCUAAAGUUGUGUCAUGGGUAGCAAUCACGAUUAAUUUUGCAGCUCAUCAGAGAAAACUUGGGGUUUUUCUAGGUGGGUUCCAGUGAGAGGUUUGGACCAUUGACAUUUUUACCUGUUUCUUUUCGAGCUAGAAGGGACUCACAGCAGUGUGCUUUUGUGGCGGGCCAGUCCUCAUGGUUCCUCAUCUGCUGCUCUUCACCGCUUCUGCUACUUGAGGCUCACUUGUUAAUCCUUAGAUGAUUUGUUCCUCUGCUUUAUCAUUAGAAAGAUUUUCCUCGCUGCAGGGUGUAGUGGUAGUUGUGUCUCUAAUGAACAUGGAGGGGAGAUGCAGGAGGGUUAGUGGUUAUGCCAUCCUUGCUCUAUUUUUACUUUGUUUUGGUAGCAUCGUGAUGUUAUUCCUGCUCAGCUGUGGUCAGUUUUCCUCUUCCCUAGCAUCUUCUGGGUUCUCUUGCUGUUACCAUUAUGGUCAUUUCACUACACUUUAUAAAUAUGGUUGACUUUAAGCAAGAACUGGUUAGAACUAAACCUGGUUCCUUUAUUUGGUUUCUGGCUGACCACCCUUUGUUGCACAUUUUUUGAUGCUUAAAAAAAGGAUUUAAACAGCAAUUUGCUAAAUUUACCGUCUUUCCUAAGACUUGCUUGUCCCUCUUUCCUGCUGGUUGAGGAAUGGGUCACCAGCAGCAUGCUGCAGUAGUGUAGUGGUUAUUGUUGGCCUCUUACACUCCUUCCAGCAUUUCAACACUGUGAAGUUUUUCAUGCCCACUUUGUUGAAUUGUGUUACUAAACCCUGGUAAACAGAUUUCUGUGAGAAGUGGCUGCAGUUCAAUGGUGGAUGAAAUAAUCUCUUUAUAUAAAUUUGUUUGUAUACCUCUGGGAAAACCAGCGUAAUAUAAUUGUAAGAAUAUAUUUAACAUUAAGGUUGUUGUGAAUUGUCUUUUAUAUUAUUAUUAUUAUGAUUUUGAUUUUUUUUUUUAUCCUCUGUUUUGUGACAGUGAUUGAAGUUUGCCAUUUGCAAAAUCCACAUGUUGAGAUGGGGGGAUAUUUAUAAUAGAAUAUCAGGAGCAAAUUAGGGGGCUCAGUCUUACUGACCUUAGUGCUUUUACUUCUUUCAGAAGUAUAACCAUUCAGUUUUGAAAGGUUUAAUAAAAUAUGUCUAAAGAUCAUGCUUUCAUUCCAGAGGAAAGACUGAAACCCAUGGUGGUGAAGACCAUGUGGAAAUUCAGUGCCCUUACAUAUUCCUUUUCCGUUUAUAUGAGGGCAGAGACAAAGCAAGUUGUUGGUCAUUUGUCAAUAGGAGACACCGUUUGUCAUUUCCACUGUUCAAUAAAACUUUACCCCUAUUCAUAAAGACUAAAGAUAAGUUGUAUGUACUUCUAACAUCCACAGUUUCACAGCUUAGGAAAAUAAAUGUUCUGCUGUGAAGCCUCCCUUAAAAAUCAUAACUGUAUGAUUUGUUGGUGUAUGUAUUUUUCUAUUAAAAAAAAUAUAUCACUCGCUUGAAAAGCAGUAUGUAUGUAAAGAGAAAAUUUUUUAACUGAUAUGGGAAGAUCUAACCCUGGGUCACCUGCAAAUCUCUCAAACAAGAGCUCCAGGGCAAGUCCUAAUUCCAGGGAGUAAAAGCGAAAAUUAAAGCUAUAGCGAGUGACUCCUCCAAGUUACCCGGGGUGGAUUCAUUUGAGUUUCGUUGAUUGUGCUUGUGAAUAUAAUGUGGAAGGGAUGGUAGAGGUCUUCUCAGCCACUUCCCGGCCAAAGGAUCUCCAUGGAGACAGAAACAGAACCUGAUGGUCUGUCAAAAGUUGCUUUUCAUAACCAGAGGCAUUCAUUAAAUAGUAGAUGAAGCAGGAGACGAACUUUUGCAACCAACUUAAAAAAAACGAAAAGCCAUUUAGAGAAUGUGUUUUAUGGAGUAGUUUAUCCAGAUAUCACUGAUAUUUCAUGACCUGAGAAACAGACCAUUAAUGUAAUGGAUUUAUUUAUCAUUUACCUGGCUUCUUCAAAUUAUAAACUAUCAUGUGCAGUAUGUAAAAAUACAGUGAAUUCUAUACAGAUUCAAAAACAUCCAAUCGGAUCUAAUUCUGUCACUUCCCACAGUGUGGGUUGCACACGAGAAGCUCACAAAACGUUCUGACCAGGUGGGUUUGCUAGCAAGGAGAAGGUCGGGGGCUCACACAAGUUCUUCUGGGGUGGCCAAGGGAGAGUGUUGGUGGCCAAAGGCAGAAAGUGACUUUCCUGAGGUGAGGAUGAUGUUUUAAUGAGCAAAUCAAAGCCUUCCUUGAUACUUUCAAAAUGCAUGCUGUGCCUUUUUUAUCCUGCUUUCAAGCAGGGUUUUUCAGUUGCGGCACUGCCACCAUUUCACUAGUGGAAAUUCUUCAUGGAAAGUACAAAAAUAUGACAAGUGACAGUCUUCUCCCUGAUAACUGAAUUUUCUGAGCAUCACACAGGGAUGCGACACACGGCAUCCUUGAGCUUUUGAGCUGCAGCCACUCGAGAUGGAGCUCCUAAACUCCUGAUCUCCCAGCGGUGCGCAAAAAGCAAACGGUUACUGGAGGAAAAAAAGGAGUGCGGGUGAACAGGAAGAUAAAACAUUUUACGUUGAGUACUUUUAAAACUGUUCUUAAUGUGCUAUAAAACUGGCUUCUUCACUUUUUCAUGAACUGUGUGCAAAAGGAGAAGCUCUGACUGUAAAGUUGUCGUUGCUUUGGUUUGGUUUAUAGUUGCAGAGCCUGCCUGCUAAUGUGAUCUUGGAAAAGGUAAACAACGUAGUUUUUACAAUGAAAAAUAUGCCUAAUAUAAAUACAGCUACGUUCAUUGCUGUUCAGAACUUGAAAAAUAUGGCUGUAACGUUGCAUUUUCUAGUGGAGUUAACAGAGGAGCAGAGUGCAGCCUUACAAACAGUAUAUCUGAGGCGGAGAAAAUAGGUAAUACAUUUAACUGGGGAGUCUCUGUGGCAUUCGCACAGAAGAAGGCACGGUUGCUUUAUUUAAUUGAGAAAAUGAAUCAAUUACAAUGAUGUUGCAUCAUCAAAUGCAAGGGAAAUAGCAGAUAUGUCAUUACAUCGGGUAACAGUGUUAAAAAGUAAUUGAGUGUCUUAAGCAUUUUGAAUCAAUUCCAGGUACUGGCACAGCUACCUUAAUGCAAAAUUUAUGAAGAUGAUCUCAAAAUAAUAUGUCGCCAUCAAAAUAGUGUAAUAAACCCCAGUAGUGAUGUGUGUGCGAUCUCGCAGGAGCUGGGCCUGCUGCUCCGGCAGAGCCGCAAUGUCACGGGAAGAAUUCCCUAAUACUUCAAUUUGCGUUGCUUUAUUUUUCAUUAGAAGUACUGAGCGCUUUUAUUAGAAAUAAUAUUUUAAAUCUUGUUCUGAAAUGGGAUGUAAUCAUGUCUGUGUUGAGGCUACUCUAUAUGUUCCCACCUCUAUUCCUUUUCAUGACAAGACCUAUUUUCUCAGUAAGGAAAUGUGACUGAUACUCUGUUUGCAUGAAAAACGGAGUCGCCUGUUUGUGUGCACUAAUCUACAGAAGCUCCAAAUUAUCCCUACUGAAUAAGCUGCAUCUAUUUUGUCACUUAGCAUCUGGAAGUGAAGUAUGAAAAGAAGUCUUUUUAUAUCCACAGAAUAUUUUACUUAUUAGCAGAAAUGCAAAACAGCAAAUUUAUUCUGUGGAAUUGUAAUAGAUUGACAUUGACCAUUAAAAAAUAUAAUGGGCUACUUCUAUCUAUUAAUUUUCUUCCUUGGGAAAAUAGAAUUACGCGCAGAAACUUUGUGUAAAUUGGUGCGCUACUAAUCCAAUAAUGAAAGACUUCACAUGCCUAAUACCAGCUAUUUGCUUGGUGCCAGUUUCCGACCUCCUCUAUAUUCUAUUUUCCUACCUGUAAAGUGUUAGUAGAGGAUCCUGCCCCUGACGGGGUGUUGGGGGAGAGCGUGUCCGAAGCUGACGGCAGCCUGACAACAUUCAUCAUCGUGGCACCAAACAGCAGAGAAUAUUAAAUGUAAGGGGCGAGUCAAGGAGCCAGCGCCAGAACAGAAGACAAUAUUUUCACUAAGGGCUGGGUUCUGUUUGCACCGUGAUUAUGGGAGGUUGCAAGCAACUUUGUCUCUUUAGGAAAAAUACGUCAUUAAUUAUCCAUACCCAUUGGAAAUGGUAUGCAUAUACAAACUAUCGGAAUACCAGCAUCCCCACAUUCAGUCGGAUGUUUUGCAUUAGGUACCUGCUCCGUGUUUUGUAUUUAAUUGUCUUGUAAUUCUGCCUUUGUUUCGUUUUGUUAUCAAAAUGUGCUUUGCCAAUAUGGGCCAGAAUAUUUUGUAGCUUUCUGUAAGCAAUUGAGUGGUCUGAUACGACAAACUAUUAAUUAAUUUCCCAACCAAAUUGAUGUUAAGAAAUUUAAGAAAGGCUCGGAGAUGACUGGUAACAAGUCUUUCCAUUGCAGUUUAAAACAAUACAAAGUUCAUCAAACUUCGCAGCCUCACAGAUGGCAAUGCUCUACUUUAUAGUCAAAGUAAAACUGGGUUGGAAUAUAUAAGAAACUUGGGUAAAAGUGGAGUAUUAAAGGCUUUCCUGAGCAGCGGCAGACACUUCAACCACAUAAUUAAAGUUUUCUUCACAAAAAAGGGAUUGUGAGCAGAGCCUGGCAGUAAUCCAAAAUUCUAAUUUCUGACUAUGAUUUAAUUUCAAUUUUAAAUAAAUCGGUUUUUAAUUUAAAAAGAGUGAGCUUCAUAACAUUAGCAAUGAUUGCAACAUUAAGCCCAGUGUUCACAAUCUAGCAAUAUAAAACAUUAUUUAUAUCUGAAUCGUAAACAGCCUUUUGAAAUGGAUUAUGGUUUUUCUUCCUAUUCUAAUACAACCUGGAGGGUACUAAAAAGUGUUGUGUGAAAUUAACAUUCUGCUGACUUUCGCCUAUAAAUGAGAAGCGAGCUAUUAACAUUUGUGUAUUUUCAUUAUGUAAAUUGUGUU
This is a messenger RNA of Columba livia (rock pigeon), 13377 nucleotides long. RefSeq names its product mitogen-activated protein kinase kinase 5 (gene MAP2K5). The transcript has 18 exons. Gene Ontology annotation, molecular function: protein binding; MAP kinase kinase activity; ATP binding. Gene Ontology annotation, biological process: MAPK cascade; protein phosphorylation. The record is from RefSeq and is a predicted model, not a curated record. Bases 126 to 1232 code for a protein of 368 amino acids. Lineage: Eukaryota; Metazoa; Chordata; Aves; Columbiformes; Columbidae.